AUGAUUUUGAUAAGCAACCGAAAAACAGUGAAGCGGGCAAGAAUUUCGGUCAGAGAGUGUAUCAUCAACUCAAAGCGGGAAGUUGGACAACUGGGAGUGAUACUAGACGACCGGCUAAGCUUCAAUAGCCACAUCGACCGCGCAUGCGGGAUGGCCGUAAAAGUGAUCUUGGCACUAUCUCGGAUCAUGCCAAACAACUCGACGAUCAGCAGCAGUAAAAAGCGACUACUGGUGAGUGUCUCCACAUCGGUGCUCAGAUAUACAGGACCUGCUUGGUUGACGGCACUGCAGACGAAGAGGAACACAUCUCGGCUGAACAGUACGUUCAGGCUGAUGGGCAUGCGGAGCUCGUACCGAACUAUCUCGUCAGAUGCAGCCUAUGUGAUAGCUGGAACGAUUCCCAUUAACUCGAAGAAGAUAGCGAGUGUUAUAGGAAUCAAGGGUCGAGAGGAGUCCUUAAACGAGCCCGAGCUGACACCUUAA
Topomyia yanbarensis is the source of this 483-nucleotide messenger RNA. RefSeq lists its product as uncharacterized. The record is from RefSeq and is a predicted model, not a curated record. The transcript has a single exon. Bases 1 to 483 code for a protein of 160 amino acids. NCBI's taxonomy places the organism in Eukaryota, Metazoa, Arthropoda, Insecta, Diptera, Culicidae.